UCUCGUUCUCUUGUUCCAAAAACUAGCGAACUCGUUCUCUCGUUUACCAGGUUUCUCCAGGGUUUGUGGAGGAAGCUCGGCUGCGGCCAGGUCGAGGAGCUCAUCGAGGAGGCGCGCGACGAGCUCACUCUCAUCGGCAAGAUGAUCGAGUGGGAUCUAUGGGGUGUUCCUGAUGAUUACGAAUGUGAGGUGAUCGAGAACGAUGCUCCAGUUCCCAAACAUGUUCCUCUGCACCGACCUGGUCCUCUUCCUGAGGAGUUUUACAAAACGCUGGAAGGACUUACUACAAACCAACCAAAGUUGGAUGAGGCUAAAGUCACCUCUAUUGGUUCAGAAGCAAAGGAGUAAACCAUCCAUCGGCAUAUGCUUCUAGGUACUCUGGAUUCCAGAUUUGAAUUGAAGUCUUUUUUCUUGUAUUCUCUCCUGUUUAUUGCUGGUGACAAUGCCUGUUUGCUGGGCUGUAUAAAUUUUAAUCAUGGGAGGAACGCUUGAAUUUUUCGAUUUCUGCACUUGAUACCAUUUUGAUGUUGUUUACUUAAGUUCCGUCCUUGAUUCCCAUUGAGAAUGAAUAAUGUAACACAGUUUUAGCU
This is a messenger RNA of Pyrus x bretschneideri (Chinese white pear), 590 nucleotides long. Its product is annotated as probable NADH dehydrogenase [ubiquinone] 1 alpha subcomplex subunit 5, mitochondrial. The annotation marks the transcript as partial. The transcript is spliced from 3 exons. Lineage: Eukaryota; Viridiplantae; Streptophyta; Magnoliopsida; Rosales; Rosaceae. Gene Ontology annotation, biological process: respiratory electron transport chain. The record is from RefSeq and is a predicted model, not a curated record.